Salvia splendens (bonfire salvia) is the source of this 6488-nucleotide messenger RNA. Its product is annotated as autophagy-related protein 2. Gene Ontology annotation, molecular function: protein-membrane adaptor activity; phosphatidylinositol-3-phosphate binding. Bases 236 to 6067 code for a protein of 1943 amino acids. The record is from RefSeq and is a predicted model, not a curated record. Gene Ontology annotation, biological process: piecemeal microautophagy of the nucleus; reticulophagy; autophagy of peroxisome. Gene Ontology annotation, cellular component: phagophore; phagophore assembly site. The transcript is spliced from 14 exons. Lineage: Eukaryota; Viridiplantae; Streptophyta; Magnoliopsida; Lamiales; Lamiaceae.
ACGACUCUCUAAAGCAAAGUCGUCUCAGUUCAAUUUAUCCCAAUUCCAAACCCUAAUAAGGAAAACACAUGACAAAAUCUCAAAACUUGGCUUUAUUCUCUGAUUUCGAUUGGAUUGGAUGGAGUUGCGCCUCCAUCAAAUCCAAGUUCACUACAUAGUGAUUCAGUAAACCUUAAAAACUUGAUUUUUUUUGUUGAGAAUUAUCUGGGGGAAGUGUAUAUAGAUUAUAUUGAAGAUGUUUUCAUGGAGUUUCUCGAAAUCCGCCGAGGCGAUGUUCUCGCGCUGGGCAGUAAAACGCGUUUGUAAAUUUUUGUUGAAGAAGAAAUUGGGGAAAUUUAUACUGGGAGAUAUUGAUCUUGAUCACCUUGAUGUUCAGCUCGGUGCUGGCACAAUUCAGCUCUCCGACCUCGCGCUGAAUGUUGAUUACAUAAACGAGAAGUUUGGAACAGCAGCUGUUUUAGUGAAAGAGGGGUCUGUUGGGUCGUUAACUGUGACAAUGCCUUGGACGGAAGGUGGUUGCCGAGUUGAGGUGGACGAGCUUGAAGUUGUUAUUGCUCCUCGCCAGACCAAAGCUACCCAAGAUGAAUUUGAGACUUGCUCUCACAGCAAGAGUGGCAAUGAUAAUUCAAGCCAUGGUCUCAGAAAACAAGACAAUGAGACUCACAACAAUGCAGUUGGAAGUGCUUCUGUUGAAGUUCAUGAAGGAGUUAAAACUAUCGCCAAAAUGGUGAAGUGGUUGCUAACUAGCUUUCAUGUCAAAAUAAAGAAGCUAAUUGUGGCAUUUGAUCCCCUUUUGGAAGACGGAAAUGGUAAACUGUUGGACAGAAUAUUUGUGCUUCGGAUUAGUGAACUUCAAUGUGGAACUCAUAUUUCCGAGGAUUCUUCUUCUACCAAUUUCACCAAAGCCCGCAAUGUCCUUGGUAUAAGCAGAUUAACAAAUUUUUUAGAAUUCCAAGGAGCAGUUCUUGAAUUACUUCCUGUGGAUGGUCUUGAUCAUGAGUCUUCGCCUCAGUUUUUGGUUGAUUCGACUAUUGGCAACUGGUAUUCAGGGCAUUGUACACCCGGAAACACAACUACUAUAAUUUCAGGAGAAAAGGGUGGUUUUUGUGGGAGUUUAAAGUUAAGUUUACCUUGGAAAAAUGGUUCAUUGGACAUUCGCAAAGUGGACGCCAACCUUCAUAUCAAACCUCUUGAAUUAAGACUUGAACCUAGCUCCAUCAGGUCCUUCAUCUUUAUGUGGAACCUACUUAAAGGUAUAGGUGAGGAAAGGGAGGACCCAGGUCCUUGUGAAUUAUCAGACAACUUGUCAUCCUCAAGCUCAGCCAUGCAUCCUAGUGGCAAGGGGCUACUUGGUAAUGAAGUUCUUGUUGCCAACUUGACAGAGAAAGAAAACCUGCUAUCAGAUUCACAUCUCAUUUCUGAUUGGGUGAGUAAAAGACAGAAAGACCUAAAUGAAGAAGAACCUGACUUCGGGGCGAGCGUUGAUCAAUUUUUUGAGUGCAUUGAUGGACUGAGAAAUUCACAGUCAGCUUUAGGGAACAGUGGCAUGUGGAAUUGGACUUGUUCUGUUUUUAGUGCAAUUACUGCAGCAUCCAACCUUGCCUCUGGAUCUUUACAUGUUCCUCCUGAGCAGCAGCUUGUUGAAACUAACUUCAGUGCAUCUGUAGAAAAAGUAUCUCUUCUUUUGUCUUUCAUUGAUGAAGAUGAGAAACAAUCCCCCAAAAUGAAUGCUGAUAUGGUCAAUACUGCUAAACAUCAUCAUCAUCAUCUGUGUGCACAGUUUGUAGACCUAGAUCUUGUACUGCAGGUACAUCCUCAAGAAAUGAACUUUGAACUAACGGUGCAACAUAUCCAAUUACUCGAUCAUUUUUCCUCUAUGAAUGGAUUGGUGGAUUACAAAACUCACGGUCAACAUGAAAACUCUGAUAGUGAGACAGGUUUGAUCCAAAAAAUGCAAGAGGGUGUCCAAAGUGCUCUUCGGACUGUUCGAGAAUCCACAAAAGAUCUUGGAGUAGGACACCAACUUAAUGAUCAUGUUGAAGUUUCACUGAGCAUGCAGGAUGGCAUUGGAUGUCAGCACAUGAAGAAAGGCAAAGAUAUUUGUCGAGACUAUACCAAUGUAACUUUGCUCAAAACUUCGGGUGUCAGCAGCUGUCAUGUCAGUGUAAACCUGGCUUCAUGUGGCAGCUCAUUAAUGGGACCUACAUCUUUUACUUUAAAGCUGCCACCUUUUGUUUGUUGGAUGAACUUUGAUCUUAUUACUACAGUGCUAGAAUUUAUGCGAGAGAUGUCAAAUUGUAUUGGAACAACUAACCUGGGGAAUGGUUUUACCCCGGAACCAGAAAGUAAAGAAUAUGGAUUUUCACAGCCACAGACUACCAAUGUCUCAACCAGAAAGUUUCUGGAAGGCAAUAUAUUCCUCCCAAAUGCUAGGAUAAUACUGUGUAUCCCUCUGAAGGUCCGUGAAUAUUAUUCCAGCUACUCUUCUUGCAAUCAGUUUAUUGCUUUUGACUUGGUUUCGCCAACAAUGAGAAGGAGAGAUGAUAGAUCCACCAGGCUGACUCCUGUUGCUAGUUUUGACAAGAGACCGACUAUGACCACAUCAUGCUCCUUGAAUUUAAAUAUGGGUGACUUUUAUCUUUUUAACAUCAGCUCAGCUUGUAAGAAGAAGUUUGAUGAAAGUGAAACCUAUAAGAGGCUGGAGGCUGGAUUUUCAGCUGAAAAGAUUUUUUCUGUUGUUAAUGGUACUGGUCAUCUGUCUGUUAUUAGUAUGUUUUGGCAGGAGGGUCCCGUGACUGGUCCUUGGAUCGCCAAAAAAGCUAAGCUUUUGGCUUCUUCUGAGUAUGGUAAGAGACAAGAUAAGGUUGUUGGGAAGGAUUCUGAUUUUGCUUCAGUUACAACUGUUAGAGACAGCAAUGGGUUUGAUACUCAUACUCGGCAAGAGAUGUUAGCAAGCUCUGCAUUUUUCUUGCAUGGAAAAUUACCUACUGCAACAAUCCACCUAGACGAAAGAAAGUAUGAGAACAUAUCUGGCCUCCUAAAUCAGAUGGACGAGCAUUUUGCUUUUGUCACCACCGAAUCAGUUAGUAAUAUGGAAAAGCAUUCUGCGCUGCAAACAUCAUUUCUAUUUGAAUGUGAGUCUCUGAAUAUUUUUCUAGCAGUUGAACCUGUGGGGAACCUUAAGUGUUCCAAACACUCAGAACUUCCAAGUUCUUGGUCUGGUUUAACUCUCAAGGUGGACAAGUUUGAGUUACUUUCCGUUUCUAAUAUUGGUGGAAUAAACCAUGCCAAUUUCCUAUGGGUGUCCCAUGGUAAGGGCAGUUUGUGGGGUUCUACUGAAGGUCUUAAACGUGAGUUUCUUUUGAUAUCAUGCAGUGAUUCGACAAUGGGCCGUGGUGAUGGAGAAGGUUCAAAUGUGUUAUCCUCUAGGUAUUCUGGUUCUGAUAUUAUCAACUUUUCGGACCCAGAAAGCAACCAUAUUUUUACUUCAAUUGCUAUUAGAUGUGCCACUAUUGUUGCAAUUGGGGGUCGCCUGGAUUGGUUUAAUACAAUAAUAUCCUUUUUCAUCCUACCAUCUUCUGAAUCUCAACAAGCAGAUGAUAAUUGUCCGGAGAAGACUCGUGGAUCUUCAUUCAUUCUUAAUCUGGUAGAUGUUGGCCUGAGUUAUGAGCCAUACAUUGAAAAAUUGACAGAAGAUCAGAGCACAGACCUCAAAUCUUCUGAUUUCAAGGCAAACGAAUAUGAGGAUGAGAUGUAUGUUGCUUGUCUUCUUGCUGCUUCUUCCUUGAAACUUUCAAAUACGACUGUGGCUGAUUCCGCAGAAAGGGACUACAAAAUAAGACUCCAAGAUCUAGGUUUCCUUAUAUGCAUGGUACCUGAAUAUGGGUUAGGUGGCUGUACUCACAGUGUAGAGCAACUUAACAAUCUUGGUUAUGUGAAAGUUGCCCAAGAGGCAAAUGUUGAAGCACUUUUUAGGACGAACUGUGAGAAUGGCCAUACAUGGGAAUUAGAAUGUGCAGAGUCGCACAUAAUGUUAAGUACAUGCCAUGAUACGACUUCUGGAUUGAUUAGAUUGGCGGCUCAACUCCAAAAGCUUUUUGCUCCUGAUAUGCAAGAUUAUGUUGUGCACUUGGAGAAUAGGUGGAAUAAUGUGCAGCAAGCGCAUGAAGUUACUGAUAAAAUGACAGUUGGUGGUGAGUUCUCUCCACUUCACCAAUCAGAGGGUUCAAGUCAAGACAAGAAGUCCAAGAUGGUCAAUUUAAUGGAUGAGAUAUGUGAAGAUGUCUUUCAGCUCGAUAGCAACUCUGCUGGCCAAGCUAAAAAUUUAAAUUCUCAUCUUUGCUCUGUGCUUGAUGAUACUUCUCUUGUAGCCAGUGGGGCUUCGUCAUCAGGAGAAAAGGCUCCUGAGUUUAUAGAAGAAUAUUUCCUGUCAGAUCUUCGCCCCCUUUCUGUACUUUCCUCAGGAAGUCAGUCAUCUGAAUUUUAUGGUUUCAACAAUGUUGUUGAAGAUGAUCUGAAAGGUAAUGAUGGAUGGUAUGGGAGCACCCCAUUAAGAAUACUAGAAAAUCAUGCUUCAAAAGUGGAGAAGCCUGAUGUGCGCAAACUUGUGGACUCUGAAAUUUCUACAAGUGAUCCUGAACAUGUUAAUGGUGUGAUAGCUGAGGGUCGCAUAGUUCUUAAGAACAUAAAUGUCAGUUGGAGAAUGUACGCUGGUUCUGACUGGGCCAACUUUCAGAGUACUUCUCCAACUUUUACUAGUGCAAGGGAUGUGACUGCUUGUUUAGAACUUGCAUUGUCUGGAAUAUGUAUUGAGUAUGAUGUUUACCCUGAUGGUGAAAUAUCCGCAUCUACGCUUUCUCUCACCAUCAGGGAUUUCUGCCUUUAUGACAGAAGCAAUGAUGCACCAUGGAAGCUGGUGCUUGGGAAUUAUCAGUCGAAAAAGCAUCCAAGAAAGUCCUCUUCAAAAGCUGUGAAGCUGAAUUUAGAAGCUGUUAGACCAGACCCUUCAAUCCAUAUAGAAGAAAAUCGGUUACGCAUUGCUUUCCUUCCUUUGCUUUUGCAUCUUCAUCAGCGCCAACUUGAAUUUUUCAUAAGCUUCUUUGGAAGAAAAAACUCACCUGCUGAAUCCUCUUCUAGUACCCCUACGGAUAAAAGUAAUUCAGGAGAUUUAUUUGAGAAAAGUGACAACGUGGAGGGUCGUGGCAUCUGUGAAGAGGCAUUUCUUCCUUACUUCCAGAAAUUUGACAUAUGGCCUAUGCUGGUUCGAGUUGAUUACAUUCCUAGCCAUGUCGACUUAACAGCGCUAAGGGGCGGCAAGUAUGUUGAACUUGUCAACCUCUUACCUUGGAAGGCUGUGGAGUUACAACUCAAACAUGUGCAAGGAAUUGGCCUCUACGGCUGGAGCAGUGUUUGUGAAACAAUAUUGGGAGAGUGGCUGGAAGACAUUUCUCAGAACCAGGUUCAUAAACUGCUGAAAGGCCUUCCUCCCAUUAAGUCACUGCUUGCUGUGAGCUCUGGAGCUGCAAAGUUGGUAUCUCUGCCUGUGAAGAGCUAUAAAACGGAUCAUAGGUUACUCAAAGGAAUGCAAAGAGGGACUGUUGCAUUCCUCAAAAGCAUUUCGCUUGAAGCCAUUGGGCUGGGAGUACAUUUGGCUGGCGGAGCUCAUAAUAUCCUUCUCCAAGCAGAGUAUAUUCUGGCGAAUAUUCCACCCUCUGUACCAUGGCCGCUCGAAAGCGAAGCAGGUAACAGUGUGAAAUCAAAUCAGCCAAAUGAUGCUCAUAACGGAAUUCAACAGGCCUACCAGAGUAUUAGUGACGGCUUAGGAAGAUCAGCCUCUGCCUUAGUACAAAGCCCCCUAAAAAAGUACCAGCGGGGUGCUAGUAUGGGAUCUACUUUGGCAACUGCUGUGCAAUCUGCUCCAGCUGCUGCAAUAGCUCCUGCUUCUGCUGCAGCACGCGCAGUUCACUGUGCUCUUCUUGGCUUUAGGAAUAGCCUUGAUCCGGAGCACAAAAAAGAGUCUCUGGAGAAAUACUUGGGCAAAACCCCACCUCACGAAUCUAAGCAGUAGCUGUUGCAUACAAGCACGCAUUAUGUCAUCAGCAACGCUGAAGAUAAUUUUAUGGGUUUUGCCCAAUGUGGACGCUGUUGAAAAACAAAAGUUGAUGGUGAAAAUGCAAGGGUACAGAUGUCAGAGGUGGUCAGAAAUUCAGCCUCCAUCUGGUGUUGAGGUUACCGGUGUGUACAGAUCAUUCACAAUGGGUGACUCCAUUGGAGGUGCGUUUUCUGUGGUCCGACUAGUGAGGAGAGAUUGUGUAAAAAAUUUAGUGUAAAUAAGUGAUGAUAUUAAGUUUGGACACAUCAAUCCCCAACCGUGUAAUUAGGGGUCAUGGUUUGAUUGACAGCUUCAAGUGUAAUUAUGAUUUUGUUUGCUCUGAUUUUGUUUUCCUUGAUUUUGUAUGAUAAUAUAUGCACAUAUCUAUUCGGCUUUA